GGCCGCCAUGGAGCCACUUGUGCAGCAUACAGAACGCUUUUCAGAGCUGCUGGCCGUGUCGUGCGGGACGCUGGUGAGCACGUGGGACGCCGCGACGGUGCGCAGGGCGCUGCAGUGGGCGCGCUAUUUGCUCCACGUGUACCGACGCUUUGCGGGCCGGGGCUGCGUGCGGGAGGCGCUAGAGAGGCGGCUCCACGGGCCGAGAGGGCCGCUCGGGCUGCGUAGCUUCGCAGCGCUAGAGUCUGGGGACGCGCGGCUCGCCCUACGCCUGCUGCGGAACCGCGCGCUCGCGCCCGCCGCUGUCCGUGUGCUGCCGAGCUUGCUGUUCCCAGGCCCUGCGGCGGACAACGAGGACGACUUGCCGCAGUCGCGCUUGGUCCUCCAGGCGCGCCGCGGAAGCGCGCUGCACCUGCUCUUCCGCCUCGGCGGGGACGCGCCUAAGGACGCGCUGCUGCGCACGCACGCGGAGCUGCUGUACGCGCGCCUGCACGAGCUGGGCGGUGCCGACUCCACGGCCGCGCGCAAACUCCUUGAUACCCUGUGGACUCACGGGCCGUGGGAGCACGUGCUCAGCGUGACGGCCGAAGCGCUGCUGUUCCGGGCAGACCCGGUGCCAGCCCAGGCCACAGACCCUGCGGAUGCGGAUGAGACACAAAAACUACUGCACUGGCUUCUAGAAAGUCCCGAGAUAUUGGCCGCUUUUUGCCGCCAUCUGCCAGCUAAGCGCCUGGCCUCGGUGGCAGGCUGCCACCACGCACUGUCUCGCGCCUAUCUGGACCUGCUCACAACGUGGGCCAAGCGACUGCACUAUGAUCUGCUAAAGGGCGCCUGGGUCCCCACACAGCUGGAGGACAUGCCCUGGGAAGAGCUUUGCCUAAGGCUGCAGAACUUGUGCCAUGCCCAGCCAUUUCUGCAGCAAGAGGUGCUGGUGACGUUACGCACCUGCAAAGCCUUAGAUGGAGAUUUUGAGGUUCCUGGAAUGAGCAUCUGGACAGACCUCCUGCUGGCCUUGCCUGGAGGUGCUUGAGUGUGGGAUCUCUAGAGGAGGUUCUCAGAUCCCAGGCUAGGCAUCUGGACAGACCCUGUCCCAUGGAGGGAACAACAAGCUUACUUCUCACCAAAACCUCUAUGCACAGCAUCCUGCUACUGUUUAACUAUACAGUUUACAAACUGUCAGUGUUCUCACCAACUCCCUGUAUACAUGUUCCUGAAACCUAAUUUGUUUAGGUGUCAAUUUUAAGUGGCUCAUUAUAGAAAUAUAUAUAUAAUAUGGACAAAACAUAUACUGUAUGUUAUAUAUGCAUACGUAGUAUAUAUAGUUCUCUCCAUUCUGGUGGUAUAUCCAGGACCCGGCCUAUGUUAGACAGUGCUCACCACUGAGCUACAUUCCUAGCUUUGGAAGUGUUCUUAAAGUCAUCGAAUUUUCAGCUUGUUUUGUAUAAAGCUAAUUUGUAAGAAUCCUAAACAUAGAUGCACUUUAAAAAGAAAAGGCAACUUUAAAUUUCCAGGAGGACACCUUUUAUGUGUAUGAUUUACUUGUUUCCUGGUACUCUUCAGUAGUACAAAGUUUUGUUUAACCAGCAGCAUGUGGUAGCAUCAGAUGUUAACUGCAAACCUGCCUGGGCUAGAGUUAAAGCCCUAGACUUGCUUUCCUUGACUUGUUUACCAUCCUUCCUGUGCAUUAAAGUCGUAUUGUUAAGAAA
Messenger RNA from Grammomys surdaster, 1703 nucleotides. It is a transcript of the gene Fancf, whose product is annotated as FA complementation group F. The transcript has a single exon. Gene Ontology annotation, biological process: interstrand cross-link repair. The coding region runs from base 8 to 1027 and encodes 339 amino acids. Gene Ontology annotation, cellular component: Fanconi anaemia nuclear complex. Lineage: Eukaryota; Metazoa; Chordata; Mammalia; Rodentia; Muridae. The record is from RefSeq and is a predicted model, not a curated record.